AUGCCUAAAGAUAAGCAAUCAUUAUCUCGACACCUUAAAUUAUUAAUUUCUGAGUUCGGUAAAGAUGUGUUUUCCAUUGAUAAUGUUGCUCUAUUUUGUAAACUUUCCAAAGUGAAAGUUGAUCCCGUAAGACGAUCUAAUAUUACACAGUACAUAAAAACAGAGAAACAUCAUCGUUUUAUAGAACGUAAACUUAAUCAAAAAACAGCCAACAAUUAUUAA
This is a messenger RNA of Cinara cedri, 222 nucleotides long. NCBI's taxonomy places the organism in Eukaryota, Metazoa, Arthropoda, Insecta, Hemiptera, Aphididae. The record is from the annotation of a GenBank genome assembly.